This is a messenger RNA of Monomorium pharaonis (pharaoh ant), 2147 nucleotides long. RefSeq lists its product as uncharacterized. The transcript has 5 exons. The coding region runs from base 482 to 1960 and encodes 492 amino acids. The record is from RefSeq and is a predicted model, not a curated record. NCBI's taxonomy places the organism in Eukaryota, Metazoa, Arthropoda, Insecta, Hymenoptera, Formicidae. Gene Ontology annotation, molecular function: protein binding.
GCACGAUGUAAACUAAGCCUAUUUCGCUUUCCGGAGCAGAGCGACGCUUUUUUUUGCCAGAUUCGUUCGUUUUAAGCAAAAUUGUAUCGAAUAAGCACAACUACAUCGAUAUUUGAAUACCAGUGCCUAAACUGAAUAAUUACCCAGUACGCGUAUCAAGUAGUGAAUUUAAGCUAAUCAGCUAAUGAUUAAAAGCAUUCACUAGUUAUUUACUAUUUGAGACGCGUACCAAGUGCUCGGUGUAAACUAGGCUUAUGAAUACCAGCCCCAUUGUAGACCCGGCUUAAUGGGAAAUCCCAAUGUUAUUCACACAUUUUCGCUGGUCUCGUUUGCUUGAGCGAUAAGAUUCUCAUUAUUAUAUGUGACAUAUGUACCUACAUAUGACAAUUGACAAUUGAAGCGAAAGAUUUGUUAUUUGUAUAUAAACCAUAUAUAACUGGUAACGCAAGUGUAUAUUAAGUUUUAGAUUGGAGAUAAUUACAUGAUUAUGGAGGAUAUGGCUGACGGACAACAGGAAAUGAGUAUAAAACUGAAACUUUCCAAAUUACACUGCCCAUUUACUUGGGAAAUAUUGGACAGUAUGGUAAAACAUUCCACAACACGGUCUGAAAGUAAUAAUGAUGAAAAUGAUUUGAUGAUAGAAGAAACAUGUUAUGCUUUAGAACAAUUAUUAGUAUCUUUGUUUAAAUGUUAUCAAGCUGUGUUAAGUGCAGACAACGAUGAGGCAAGAAGAAGGAUUGAAAAAGCUGAAAACAUUUUAAUUCAGAUUCAUCAAAAGAAGGAAUUUCAUCAAAUGCUAAGAGCGAUUGAACAUGUUUUUUACGCUACAAAAUGUUUCUUUUUGUACGAUGUUGAUAACAUGAAUGAACUGCAAGAAAUAUUGUAUAAUAUUAUCGAUGUCGAAGACUUUAACGAUACAGAAUCAGGUGCUCUGUACGGUUGUAAAAGUGUCGUAUGGUCUUGUUUAAACGAUUUUGGUAUGGACAAAGCGGUCGAUGCUGCUAAGAAAGCGGUUGAAAGGAAUCAAGACUGUCCAUUAUGGCAUUUUAUUCUUGCGAAGAAUCUUAGACGUCAAAGGCGUUUAAUAAAUAUCUCAUCUAACGUGUCUGAACUGGAGAAAGAACAUUUUGAAAUAGCAUAUGCUAUGUCUAAGAAUCAUACAUUUGCAAUGUAUUAUUUGCAAAUGCGUAUUGAAACUUUUCAUAAAUUUAGUAAAGAAAGAAAUUAUAUGAUGAGGAAAAACGCUAAUGAAAGAGAAGUAAUCCAAAUUGCUAAAGAAAUAUUAAAGACGAAACCUACUAAUUAUAAAAUAUUGUUACGACUGACUCUUAUGUUUUUGCGUGCAUCCUCAGAUGAGAGAUUAUCAGCAAAAGAAUGUCUUGAUGCUAUCAAGGAAAUAGCACCAAAUAAUUCUACAUAUCUGCAUUACACAGGGAUACUAUAUGAACAGAGUGGGGAUUACAAAGAAGCUCUAAAGUAUUUUAAGAAGGCUGCCGAAUGUAAUAACUUUGUAGCAGAGUUUUCUUAUAUACGAUAUGGUUGGGAAGUGGGAGAACUGGAACCAUUACCACAUCUAUUAAGAAUGUUGAAGAAAUAUGAGCAAUCGAUUAAAGAACGACAAAUAACUAUACUUUUAGCGAUUGCUGUAGCUUAUUAUUCUCUCCACAAAGAUAUACCAAAUGCAGCGGAAUAUUUUUUAAAAGCUCUUACUGUGGAUCCAUUAAGCAAAAAAUUUGAGAUUUAUUAUCAGUGCCUUGAUUUUAGUACUGUGAGUAUUUCAUCUUUUUUAAACAAUCAGUUUUGUCCUCUUCUCGAGAAAAAAUAUUCAAGAACACUUCAAAAAAUAUCUGAGGAAAUAAAAAAACUGUUGUGUGUAAAGGAUAUGAAUAAUUUAGUGGGAGAAUUGUGUGACUUAUCUGUAGAUGUCAAAGAAAAGAAUUCUAUUUUAAAUACUAUUUAGAAUUAUCGAAAUAUUUUAUAAGUUAUUGCUAUUUUCAAUAUUUUAAUUUUAUGUUUUGUGGCAUGAUAUUAUAAAUAUUAUUAAAUAUUUUGUCUAUAUCCAAUACUUCAAUGUAUUUAAAAUAUAAAUAAAUUUUAAUUUGUACUAGUCCAAUAAACAGAAAACAUUAAAGUAUAUAAGAAAUGUU